AUGAAAUUCAGUCUUGGUAUUAUUCUCAUUCUCGCCGCUACCUUAAUCUUUGAAUUAAGUGAGGCUAAAAUCGGCGCACCCAAUUCUUUCAAAACUCCACCACCAUCUGGCAUUUGUAAAAAACAUAAACAUAGUCUAAAACCCGCCGAUGGCACGCAAAUUAAAGCAGGCUUUUGUUCUAGUCAGACCUUUGGCGAAAUUCCAUCGGCUUCUCAUAUGGUCUCUACUCGAAUUCUCUUUCCUAGAAAUGGCGAAGUAUUGCGGUCUAACAAAAAUUUCACUGCAAAAGUUAAGAGUAUCCAUCUGAACACAGGUUUCUUUUCCGAUCCUCUAACAGAUUAUUAUGAUCUGCCCCAACAACUUGGUGAUAAUGGAUUCAUCAAAGGACACAGUCACAUUGUCAUCCAGGCAUUGGAAGGACGAAAUGAUGUCCCCGAUCCCACUGUAUUCGCUUUCUUCAAGGGUUUGAAUGAUCCCGCUGACGGCUCUGGUGUUUUAUGUCAAGUAGUCGGAACCAAGGCCCAACCCGGCCUACCGAGAGGUUUCUAUCGUAUGUGUACUAUGAGCUCAUCAUUCACCCACCAACCUUUGAUCAUGCCUGUUGCCCAACGUGGCUCUCAAGAUGAUUGCAUCAAUUUCCAUGUCAAAUAG
Molecule: messenger RNA, 651 nt
Organism: Acaulospora morrowiae
Lineage: Eukaryota; Fungi; Glomeromycota; Glomeromycetes; Diversisporales; Acaulosporaceae
Source: the annotation of a GenBank genome assembly